Molecule: messenger RNA, 4312 nt
Organism: Phymastichus coffea
Lineage: Eukaryota; Metazoa; Arthropoda; Insecta; Hymenoptera; Eulophidae
Gene: aPKC
Product: atypical protein kinase C
Exons: 9
Coding region: 1686-4118 (810 amino acids)
Biological process (GO): establishment or maintenance of cell polarity; protein phosphorylation
Molecular function (GO): protein binding; protein serine/threonine kinase activity; ATP binding
Source: RefSeq, a predicted model, not a curated record
AAAUAAUUGUCUGUCGCUCCGCGGAUCGGCUAUGAGUGUACCGAUAAAAAAAAAAAAGAAAGAAACGAACAAGCGAAGGUUAACGAUGGCAAACAAUCCAACAAAAUGAUGGAUAAGUUUCUAUGCACCAGCAGAAGCAGAAACAAUGAAUAAUGCAAAGCGUGGCGCGCAGCCAAAUAUCUAUUGGGCGAAAAAAACAAAACAUCCAAAGCCAAGAGUGAAAAAAAAAAAAAAAACUGGAAGAAAAUAACUCAAUAUCGCAGGCCAGCGGAGUGAGCAUCUCCUUGAGCCAACAGCGUGUCCAGCGGGCGAAAACGAGUCUGAAAAAUUAAAUCGUUUGACCUUGUUAUUGCCCACGUCAUGUAUUUCCAGCGAUGCAUUCUGCUCUCUCUCUCUCUCUCUCCCUCUCGUAUCUCCGUCGUUUGUACGUGUAUGGAUAGUAAACAAUAUACCCAAACGUUGGGCAAGCUGUUACAUAAGCUUCGUUGGCCGAUGGGAAUUUUUUUUUUCUGCUUUUUUUUUCGUUCGUCGAAAAAAAGGAUAUUGUCGGUGCAGUUGCGUGUGUAUUGAUAGUCCGUAGAGUUAUAUCGUCGAGCAAUUGGUUCAGCUGCACUUUUCGAUUGAGUGAUCGCGUAGAAGGUUGCAUCAAAAAUUACGUUUCGAGAUUAAUUGCUGCUAAUAGACGAACGAUUGCAUUUUUUCUGGAUAAGUUAAUCUUCAUUUUCCGAUGCACCGAUAUUCGCCGCGCAUCCUAAUUACGCACGAUGAAAUUAUUAACGCUCGAAUUCGUACGCGACGCUAUCCGUCCUCUCGCGUUGGCGCGGAUACACUUGCCGCUCGACCUUCGUAAUCCUCUUACGAUUUCUUCCCGUCCGCGAGCAUCGCCAAACAUAUUAUCUGUCAGCGCACGCGGCAAAAACUCCCUGAAAUUCCAAUGCGAAAGCGAUAAUCCCUUCCAAGAUCCGUAUUACCCUCGGCAUCGCUCUGAAAAUCAGCGGCGUGUCGCCGAAAGGUGCAGCAGUGCAGUCGACUUAGGCGCUCGCUCGCAUAAGCAACGCGCUCAUGCACGGCGUGCGCUCGCUCGUUCCCUGUCUUGCUCAAACGAUUUUCCACCUACCGGCCCUGUCGCUAUAUACCUUGGGCGUGUGUCCGUCGCUUCCAGCGAUCCGACGCGAUCACGCGCGGCAGAAGUUCGCCGGCGCGCGCGCGUAAAAAGCCGCUGUAACAAUGGGCUGCAACGAAAGGAAAGAAGCGCACGGUUAUCGGUGGCGAGCACGUGGGCGCAGGCCGCAGGCCAGGACGAGCAGGACGACGGGAGCAGCCCGCGCGAGGCGGCGGAAGAUGUCGCGAGCUUUGCAGCGCCAGCGCGAAGCGGAGCAGGGCGCGGGCGCCGGGGCGGCGUGCGCGCGAGGGCUGCGCGCCGACCGCGGCGCUGGCUGGCCGCUCGAGCCGGGCGGCGGGCGCAGGCAGUCGAUAGCCGCGCGCAGCUGCUGCACGAGGCCGCGGCGCCUCUCCCCUUCGCCACCAGCCAGUGCCCGAGUGUGCGUGCGCGGCCCCACAUCCUGGGGGUAGCUGCGAGCCGGCGCCGCCCAGGACGCGUUCGAUCGAUCGGCCGCGGCCGCCGAGCCCGCCGCCGCGAGCCGAUGCGCUGAUCCGAGCGCGCGCGCCGCGACAGCCUUCCCGAGAUGGCCUGGGGCUACUGGAGCGCGACCUCGGUGAGCGACCGCGGGCGCUCGCCCCGCCGCGACAAGGAGCGCCACUUCCCGGCCCAGCCCGCGCCCGCGCUCAACCUGCAGCAGCAGCAGCUCAGCGAGGACCUGCAGCAGCAGCAGGAGCUGAAGCAGCAGCUGCUGGCCGGCGCGGCGGGCAGCGGCCAGGCCGGCGGCAGGCAGCCGCAGCAGGCCAGCACGGCGGGCGUGCCCGCGGGCGAGGCGGCGGCGCGCGGCCUGCCGGGCGCGCAGCCGGGCCCGCAGCCCGAGCUGAUCGCGGCCGAGGCGGACCCGCAGCCGCCGCCGCAGCUGCCGGCGGGCUCCUUCUACGGGCUGGGCCGCGAGCUGCCCGCGCCGCCGCCGCCGCCGCCGCCGCCGCCGCCGGUCGUCGCGUCGGCGGCGCGCGGCUACCAGCCGCCGGACUCGCCCCUCGAGAGCGACUACGAGCAGCCGCUCGUCUACCACCACUGCCGCCACCCGAGCAGCCUCGUGCACACGGGCCCGCCGCCGGCGCGCUCGCGGCUCUCGUCGGCGCGCUGCCACGAGGACGAGCUCGUCGUCGCCGCGGGCCUGUCGGACGCCGAGUUCGACGAGUUCUCCGGGGCCGACGUGCUCUACGCGACCACCACCAGCUCCACGCGGAUGGACCACCCGGGCGGCGGCGGCGGCGGCGGCGCGGGCUGCCUGCUGCACGGCAUCCCCGGCAGCUUCCCCACCGAACCCGCCGGCUCGUCCUACAGGUCGGCCGCCGCCGACGUGCCCAUGAUGAUGGCCGUGCCCGCUCGCCCCGGGCCCUACGGCUACAACAAGGAGCCCGAGUUCUGGCUCGACGACAUCACAUGGGUGUUCCCAACGGUACCGGCUGCGCCGGGAAUGCCAUGCCAAGGCGAGGACCGGAGUAUCUACAGACGUGGAGCACGCAGAUGGAGAAAGCUGUAUCGAGUGAACGGACAUACUUUCCAGGCCAAACGAUUCAACAGGCGAGCGUUCUGCGCCUACUGUCAAGACCGCAUAUGGGGCCUCGGCCGACAAGGCUUCAAGUGCAUCACGUGCAAGCUACUGGUGCACAAGAAGUGCCACAAAGUCGUGCGCAAGCCGUGCGCCACUCAGCAGCAGCAGUCGGCCUCGACGUUAUCCGAACAACAGCAAGCCGAGAGAAAUGGCGAGCAGAGCCAGGCCGACUCGCCGCAGUCGAGUCCACCUGGUGCCCAUCACGACGACGAAAGCGCGGAGCCCUCGGUCGCCGAGGAGCACGCUUUCCGCAACCUUUUGCGAGCGACAGGAGCAGCAGACGAUGCCGAGGGCGGCGAGUUGGCCUUGGACGACAUGCCAGGCGCAGAAGGAGCGAACGACCGCCAGUACAAUCUUAAUGACUUCGAGCUGAUUCGCGUGAUUGGUCGCGGUUCGUACGCCAAGGUGCUGAUGGUCGAGCUGAAAGCGACGAAGCGUAUUUACGCGAUGAAAGUGAUCAAGAAGGCUUUGGUGACCGAUGACGAGGACAUCGACUGGGUGCAAACGGAGAAACACGUUUUCGAGACGGCCUCCAAUCAUCCGUUCCUCGUUGGUCUGCACUCGUGCUUCCAGACGCCCUCGAGGCUGUUCUUUGUCAUCGAGUUUGUCAGGGGUGGUGACCUCAUGUUCCACAUGCAGCGACAGCGUCGACUGCCCGAGGAUCACGCCAAAUUUUACGCGGCUGAGAUCAGCUUGGCGCUCAAUUUCCUCCAUACCAAGGGAAUCAUUUAUCGCGACUUGAAAUUGGACAACGUACUGUUGGAUCACGAGGGUCACGUGAAGCUCACCGAUUACGGCAUGUGCAAGGAGGGUGUGCGCGAAGGCGACACAACGGCGACGUUCUGCGGCACUCCUAACUACAUUGCGCCGGAGAUUUUGCGAGGCGAGGACUAUGGCUUCUCCGUCGAUUGGUGGGCUCUGGGAGUUCUUCUGUACGAGAUGCUGGCUGGUCGCAGCCCAUUCGAUAUCGCCGGUGCCUCUGAGAAUCCCGAUCAGAAUACCGAGGACUAUCUGUUCCAAGUCAUUUUGCAAAAGACUAUUCGUAUUCCAAGAUCGCUGUCCGUCAAGGCAGCUUCGGUGCUCAAGCGCUUCCUCUGCAAAGAUCCCAACGAGCGUCUUGGUUGCGGUAGAAGCCCUACUGCUUUUAUUGAAAUCAUGACGCAUCCUUUCUUUAAGACUAUCGAUUGGGAAAUGCUGGAGCAGAAACAGGUCACACCGCCUUAUAAGCCGCGGCUGGACUCAGAUCGCGAUUUGGCAAACUUCCCGCCCGAAUUCACGGACGAGCCAGUACAUCUGACACCCGAUGAUCCGCGCGUUAUCGAAAGAAUAGACCAGACAGAAUUCGAAGGCUUCGAAUAUGUGAAUCCACUGCUAAUGUCUCUCGAGGACUGCGUGUGACAAGAGACGUCGAGUGAGCAAGCGUCAGCGUGCAGUGAGGAGGAGCAUCUCGCGGUGGUGAUCCAGCAACAGCAUCACCAAUAUUACCAAUAUCAGCCCCAGUACUCGCUGCUGCCAGCCGACAACUGCUAUCAGCAACUGCUGCGCCAACACGAGGAGCAUCACCGUCAGCUCCACCAGAGCUACAUAAACGA